This is a messenger RNA of Camelina sativa (false flax), 1670 nucleotides long. RefSeq lists its product as uncharacterized. The record is from RefSeq and is a predicted model, not a curated record. NCBI's taxonomy places the organism in Eukaryota, Viridiplantae, Streptophyta, Magnoliopsida, Brassicales, Brassicaceae.
CUUCUCCAACAUAUGUAAGUUUAUGUUUUCUGCAGAAGCCGUUUUCAGACACAACAACACACUCUCUCUGUUUCUCUCUAGAAAGAGAGAGAGAAAUACAAAAUCAAACUUUUUUUUCUUCUUCUUUUGGCUACAAGAAGAACCUUGCGGCGCACACACACACACACACAGAACACAAAAUACAAUCGUUGUUCAGCUUCUCUCUCUCUCUCUCUCUUCUUUCCCAAAAAAAAACCCGAACUCUCUCUCUCUCUCUUCUUUUUCUUUAUCCUCUUCGUUCUUUCAAAAAACAGAGCAAAGAGAUUGAUCAUCAAUGGGGAAGAAAGACGAGAAAGUCGAAGCUGUUCUUCAUUUGGUCAAGAAACAAUCUCCUCCACUCACUUUCAAACAAGAGAAGUUCUGUAACAGAGAGUGUGUUGAGAGAUUCUUGAAGGUUAAAGGAGAUAAUGUGAAAAAAGCAGCGAAACAUCUAAUCUCAUGUCUUUCUUGGAGACAAAACUUCGAUCUUGAGCGAUUGGGAGCAGAGGAGUUCUCGACGGAGCUUGGAGACGGUGUAGCUUACAUCGCCGGUCACGACGGAGAGUCUAGACCCGUUAUUGUUUUCCGGUUUAAGCAUGAUUAUCAGAAGCUUCGUACCCCAAAACAGUUUACGCGUUUGGUGGCGUUCACGAUGGAUACUGCGAUCUCAAGCAUGACCAGAAACGCUGAACAUAGCGUUGUUCUUCUCUUCGAUGCAAGCUUUUUCAGAUCAUCCUCUGCAUUUGCAAAUUUGCUUUUGGCGACUCUAAAAAUCAUCGCAGAUUAUUACCCAUGCCGACUUUACAAAGCCUUUAUCAUCGAUCCUCCCUCUUUUUUCUCUUACAUUUGGAAGGGUGUUCGUCCUUUUGUGGAACUCUCAACGGUCACGAUGAUAGUGUCGUCGCUAGACUACGACGAAUCGCUAGAUAUCAGCCACGUGUCAUCACAUCCUAGAUCAGUAUCCUUAAGGUUCGAUGCAUCGUCGAUCAAAUCAACGGCCACGGUUGUUGGUUCAGCUUCUUCAAGAUUCGCCUUCACCGUAUCUCACAACUCUUUGAAGCCGUGGUACCUUUCCUUCACCAACACGUCACCUUACAACGCCGCCGCUCAAGUUUCUCCUCUCAGCAGCGCACGGUUGCUUUCUUUCACGUCUCCGGCGGCGCGUGGUGGUGGUAUCAAAGACGCGAAACCAGCCGCAUGCAGGAAGAGUCUGUUUUCAUCAACCCCGUUGCCGGAAAAGACGAAGACGGAUUCGUACAGGAAAACUCCUCGUCCGUCGUUUUUCCAGUCUCCGGCGAUGUUCUUUCGCCGGGAGAACAAUGUUUCCGGAGGAGGAGGGGAGAAGACACGUGAAGUGUUCGUACCGUAUCUGAAGUUUUACCGGAGACCGUACGACGAGACGGCGUAUAGGUCUAAGCUGAGAGGCCCACGUGGGUUUGUGUCAGUCGUGUCUUCGCACAGAAGAUGUCGUCACGUGUCUCUAUCUCAACGGUUUUAAUUUCGAAAGGACGAGAUUAUAAAGUGAACUGAGUAUAUAACAUCCAUGAUUUGAUCGAUCUGUUACGAGUACUCUUUUUCUUGACUGUUAGCAUUUAGCAAUUUUGUUUCCCUGAUAUAUUAACCAUUGAGCUUAUGAAAGCAAUUUAUUUCAA